Molecule: messenger RNA, 7317 nt
Organism: Anopheles gambiae (African malaria mosquito)
Lineage: Eukaryota; Metazoa; Arthropoda; Insecta; Diptera; Culicidae
Product: exportin-4
Exons: 5
Coding region: 704-4102 (1132 amino acids)
Biological process (GO): protein export from nucleus
Cellular component (GO): nuclear pore; cytoplasm
Molecular function (GO): nuclear export signal receptor activity; small GTPase binding
Source: RefSeq, a predicted model, not a curated record
UCACCGCUUUUCGUCCAGCUCGCCCUCCCAGCACGGCAGGCACACAAAUCAACACCUACCGGUACCGUGCAAAUUCCGUGACGAAGCAGUGAGAAACCCAUAAACAUUUGCUAUGUGAAAACGCACCCCGGUGGCUGGUGAAAAGCUGCAUCAACGUCAAGCGAAAACCCCCCACGGCGCACCGUCCCGCGGACAGUUGUGAGAGAAGGCGAGCGCAGCCAAACGGCGGGCAGAAGCAACAGUCGCGCAUUUUCGGGUGUGCGUAGCACGACCACGACCACGACGACGAAGGCGCACCGUACGGAGCAGCCAGACAGGCAGGCAGGCAGGCAGGGUCGUCGCUUCUUUGUCGUCCGAACGUCCGAGGAACCGAAGACCGAAGAAUCGGUCGAGUCGUCGAGCAGCGACCGCAGCACAACCGUGGUUGUUUAUGUCGCGAGAAAGGUCACACCACGCCAGCCGUGUGUUGAAAAAGUGUGUUUGUUGCCACUGUGUGUCGGUGGCACAGGAAAAGUGUCGCCGUCGGUCAGGGUAGAAGACGAAGCAACCAGCCCAUUAGCCGAGCCAAACGCAUCGCGGGAGGAGUAGAGAAAAACACGCACACACACAGUGACGCAUAGACAGAGCACACACAACCAGCCCGUCGUGGUACAGGGGAAGUCCUCGCCCAUAUCUUGAUGCGAAGCGAAAAAUCACUGCAACGAUGGACGAAACAUAUCUGAAGAAUCUCGAAACGGCGGCCCACAUCAUCAUGGCACCGCCGAAUUCCAUCACCAACCAGCAGCGGCAGGAGUCGGAGCACAUUUUCACCACCUUCCGGAGGACGAAAACGCCGUACGCCCUCUGCCAGGCGAUACUGGAAAAAUCGUCCGUCGAUCUGGUGCUGUUCGAGGCGGCCGACGUGCUGAAGAAGGCGGUCGUCGGCGAGUGGAAGUUCAUCGCCGAGCAGGACCGGGCCUCGCUGCGCCAGUACCUGCUCAGCUACGUCAUACAGCGCGACGUGCCGGUGUUUAUCCGCGACAAGCUGCUCCAGGUGGUGGCCAUCAUGAUCAAGCGCGCCAGCCUGGAGGAUCACGGCGCGGAGCGGGGUCAAAUUUUGGAGGAGACGAAAAAGAUGCUCACGUCGGGCGAGCUGAAGCAGCAGAUACUGAGCUGCAGCAUCAUGCUCGCCAUCCUGGAGGAGUACUGCAACAUCGUCCGGUCGGACGAUACCGGGCUGAACACGCUCGAGCACUUUAAGGCGAAAAAGCAGUUCGAAGACUCCGACCUGCUCAAAACGUUCUGCAUGACGCUGCAGGCGAUGGUGGAGAUUGUGAACGCGUUCGAUACGUCCAACAGCCUGCAGAUGUACUUCUUCAAGCAGCUGCUGACGGUGAUGGAAACCGUGCUGACGUGGGGCUUCCUGCUGCCCAAUCUGCGGAACGUGCGCGUCCGGCAUUCGCUUUCGAAGAGCAUUAUCGAUACGUCGGAAACGGUGACGAAGGCGCUGCACGCACCGCCGCUACGCCUGCAGGCCCAGUGGAAGAGUGUCAUAUUCGAUCCGAAGGUGCUGGAGGUGUUCUUUCACACCUACUGGAAGAUGCGCGAGAUUGACGAUCUGCAGCCGAAGGCACUGACCUGCAUCCUGCAGCUGUCGACGCUGCGCGGUCCGAUCAUAUCGGAAAACAUUGACGAAAGCAUGUCCUACCUGGCGAACUACCUGACGCACUUUCUCUCGCUGAUGACAAACAUCGAAAUCAAAGACAAGGAAGCGUACAGCUUCUCGCUGAUCCUGCGCAAGCUGUUCCAGUUCCUUCCGACCGACAUGCUGAAGAUGCUGCCCAACUCGCUGUUCGACGCGUCCAUGCAGCAGUGCUUCACGCUGACGAUGAAGUUUUUCGAGCAGUCGGCGGCGGAAGAAUCGGUCGCACCGGACGAGGCGUGCUACAUCGAUGCGCUCAGCAACAUGCUCGGCAUCUGGCUGUCCUUCUUCGACGACAAGCGCAACUAUCCGACCGAGCCGAUGCUGCCCUACAUCACGCAGAUGUUCGAAAAGUACGUCCAGUGCCAUCUGGCACCCCCGCAGGGCAUCCGGGGUGCGGGCGGGCGCGAGGGCGACGGGGACAAUGAAAUUACCGAGCUGGAGGAGUCGGACCGGGAGCGGUUCCGGGAGCAGCUCACUGUGAUGGGAUUUUUCGGCCGCCAGAUACUGCAGCACGCGCUCGGCCUGCUGGCGAAGCUGCUGGAGGAUCGAACGCGCAAGCUCGGCACCCAUCUGCACAUGCUGCACGCGUCCAAGACGCUGUCGCUCUCGGACGGGAUGAGCCUGGAGAAUCUGUUCGAGGACAUUCACUGGCUGCUGCUGAUCAGUGGGCACGUGAUAGCGAUGGAAUCGGUCGGCGAGACGCCGAUGAUACCGGAGCCGAUACUGGUGCUCAGCAAACAGCAGGUCGAGACGGGUGCGACGGACGUGUCGAACAGCUUAAAGCUGCUCGCCUCUCCCCACCAGGACAUUCAGGAGAUAGCUAACGCGGAAUCGAACACGGACCCAGUAAUACGGCUAAUGGCGGCCGGCUUUCGGCUGUGCGAGCUGGAAAAGACCGCCAUCGAGGUGCGCAUGUACCAGUUCCUGAGCCCCGAGCUGAGCGCCACCACCAUGUGGUUCCUGCGCCACUGGUGCGGCACGUACGUAAUGUCCGCGUACGAGCCGACCGCCACCCACAUCUUCGCAAAUGCGUUCGGCGUCGGCACGGCUGGGGCACUGUGGGUGAUCAACUACCUGCUGAAUAAGAUCUGCCUGAACGCGCAGCACCUGCGGGCGGAGCCGGCCGUGAUGGAGGAAACGAUCGAGCUGCUGCUGGCGCUGCAGCGCAACCGGUACCGCGCGCAAACCAUCUUCAACUCCGAGUACUUCCGCUCGAUCUGCGACCUGAAGAGCUUCGAGCUGCCGCUGACGGUGAAGCGCAAGCUGCUGCGCGGCUUCGUCACGAUCGGCGGCAGCGUGGAGGGCGAGGAGGUGCGCACCGAGUACAUUAUGCGCAUCGUGCAGGGGACGAAGGAGAAGUUCGGGCUGCUGCAGGCGACGUUCCAGCAGCACGCCCACCUGCACCAGAGCGAACAGUUCAAGCAGAAGGUGAUCGAGGUGCUGGAGGAAACGAUCGGCUGCGUGGAGGGUGCGUACGACAAUCUGAUCCUGAUCCUUUACCAGGAGGUGCAGCCGAUCUGCAAGCAGCUCAGCACGUUCAUGUCGGUGUACAGGAACGAUACGGUAAUUGUGGAGCUUGUGCUGGAGCUGCUGAACGAGCUGGAACGGUCGGCGGAGGUGAAGGAGGUGCGCGCUGCCCUCCACCAGUACAGCAUGGACGUGAUCGGGGUGUACGUGAAGAACAACAGCAAUCGGAUUUCGCUCGAUCCCACCAACAACGAGCGCGAUCCGCAGGAUUUGAUCCUCAUCCUGAAGCUGAUCCACGGGCUGAGCGCUAGCCGCGUCGGCAACGAUCCGGAAACGAUCAACCAGGCGUCGGACGUCUGCAUCUACGGGCUGACGAACAUUGUGCCGCUAAUAACGGCCGAUCUGAUACGCUACCCGGAGCUGUGCUAUCAGUACUACAUCACGAUCACGUCCUUCGUCGACUCCAAGCCAUAUGUGGUGCCCGCACUGCAUCCCGACUUCCUGAAGCAGCUCGUCGCCUCGGUCGAGCUCGGGCUCACCUCGUUCACGUCCGAGGUCGAGCUGAAGUGCGUCGAGUUUAUCGAAGCGUUCGCGCAGGUCGUCCGGCUGCACCAGAACCCGGACGCGCUCGUGACCCAGCUGCUCCAGUCCUUCCUCAAGCUGAUGCUCGACAUGACGAUCGGGCAGAAGAUCGACUGGAACAAUACGAGCGACUGGUACAAGGCGAUGUACACCGUGAUCUGCUGCUUUCCGCACACGUUCAAGGACAUGGUGCAGAGCUUCCUGCAGGAGCACGUGGACAGCACCACGGACAAGGCGAAGGAGAUGAUCGGCGAAAGCUUGGCGCGCCUGAACCAGAUCGAGUUUGCGAACGUGCGGCUAAUGAAGCUGCGGUUCGUCGACUGGUACGAUCGGUUCGUCUCGCUGGUGAGUCUUAUGUACAAGAAGUAGAGUGGAACUGGGUGGUGAGAACGGAGAGAAUGGGGGGAAGGAAAAGGGAACACGAUUAAAAACGACAAACGACGCGCGUCGCAAAUGGAAAAUGUGCAAACACCAAUCCUACUGAGGGGGAAACAAACGAAUGUUAGGGAUGAUAGCCAGUGUUAGGCCGACCCCCCCUAUGUUUGUGUGCUGUUCGAGUUUUCCGUUUCAAUGUUUCAUACUUUCUCUUUUAAAUGUAUGAGAGUUUUCGAUAUAAACAACUAAAAUUAGAAAAAGCGCUUGAGUUGAAACGAGUUUUGCUUGUUUUUUUUGGCUCACUACUGUACAGUUCCUUUCGUCUUUGUAUGUGAACGUUAGGCAAAGGUCUGGAGAGGCAUCUCUCGCAUCUGGCUUAUAUAUCGUUAGGGGAUAAAAAAUAGUACGACGCAGAGGAGGGGGGAGAAAUGCGAUGGAGAACUUUUAGCUAUGCGCGAUUAUUGAAAAGUAAGAAACGUUUGUACCCGUCCCGUCCCGCGGCGGGAUGAGAUUGGCGAUGAAAUGACAAAAAGGAUUCGAUUCGAAUCGGCACGAACGAUAUCUAUAUAUAUACAAAUUAAUAGAUAGUGGAACACACAAUACUUAACUAAAGAAACAAAGAAAACAAAGGAUAUAGCUAGGGGCUUACUCUAAUUGUACUGGGACUGUGCACACACUGCGGGAAGGACUCUUGAGGCAGCGAAGGAUAUUGAGCUGCAUUACAAAACUCUCUCAACCACACAUGCAAACACAAAGAUUGGGUAACUGAUUGAAUGUUUGAGGGACGGAUUCGGCGGUGAAAUGGAUCACUUUCCAAAGAAUCCGCGAAAUGUCUACACAAAAACACAGCGUUGGGUGUGGGUGUGAUAUGGUAAAUUUUACAAGCCGGAAAAAAUGAUACGAAUUUGCACCGUGUAUUUGCGCACCUACUACUACUACUACUACCCGUUUCUUUCCGGUUUAUUUUAGAUAGCAUGUAGAGCAUAUGUAGUUCGAACGAUAUCUGCACGUUUUUUCUGCAAUACGACGCACGACGCACACAGUGGAUAGGCAUCAUCACCCUAUGGAAAGGGUUUACGAAGAGAUAUAUACAUAGAUAGAGAGAGAGAGAGAAAGCAAGAGCACACAGUGACGUGACGUGUAACACGGUGCAACGAUAGAUUAGCGUUAGAAAGUUUAAAAACAUUCACAGAAGCAAAAAAACAAAAUAAGCAAAAUCCAACGCGCACCCCCUUUUUCGGAAACCUUUCCUUCCGCAAUUUUUCCUUCCUGUUCCUGUAUUUGAAACAUUUAUCGCGCUUUGAUGAGAAGAGCGCCAAAAACAGCAGUGUAGUACAACACCACCAACACGUUAGAGUUUCACGUUCUGACUAAGGAUCGAGCCGCGGUUACUGGCCAUAGCAAGUUUUGGUGUCUUCUUCGGCGCGAUUGUAGAUAUUUAUAUGUAGCCGUAAAUGAGGAAACGCGCGUGUGCCCUGUUUUCCAAGGAGAAAAGCAUACAAUCUCCUCCUUAAGAGCCCGCCCCAAGCCAAGGAGAGAAACGUUUCAGAAUAGAAGUGUUUCAUUUUUCCCGUUCAGUUAUGUCGUUACACUUCCUUUUUUAAGAUGGUUCAUCCUUCGCCUUUGUUCCCGAAAGAGAGAGAAAGGGAGAGUAAGCAAAUUUGUAAGACGGAGGACAACAAUUUAGUUAGUUUUGCCCGAGAGGGGAGGACAUUAGGUCAAAGAUGCCGAGAGUCGAGCUUUGUCUCUCUUUCGCUGUGUGUGGAUGUGUGAUAUUCGACUUAUGAUAGAGGAUCGGCGAGGGAAAGCGACGAACCUUAGUAGGAAAAAGCCCCCCACACGUGUCACGCGGUGUAGGAGCAGCAGCAGGGUGGCAGUUUCAACGGAUAGCGAAAAUGUAAUUGAAUUAAUGUUUUCUACAUUUGCCAUUUUUACUAUCGUUCGAUCGAAUUUUGAUGUCUGAUGUCGUCCUGCGCGCGCCCCCCUCUGUGUGGGAUGAGUGGUGCCACGGAAGAGGGGUAUAGCUAGAUUUGAUAUGAAACAAACAAAUGAAGUAUUUUGCAAUGAUUUAGUCACUGACGCGCGGGGCACGAUGCUUGGAGAGUGAAACGAGGAACGCACCGAGUGAGAAACAGCGUGUGUGUAUGUGAUCAGGUAUCGGGGAACAAUUGUUUUGCUUUCCUUUUGUGUGGCAUUGAAUUAGGCAAACGUUUAAAGAAACAAAACUGCAAGCCAGAUAUGUGUGCGUGUGUUUUUUAAAUACACUACGAGCUUUCUGUUUUGUUGAUUGUUAGAAAUCUGUUUUAAAAAGAAAGGCGUGUUAUAUACAUUUUUGAUUUUUUUUCUUUCCAAUAAGUAUUGAGCAUACUAGAGCCGGCAAGGCGAACGGGGCAUUUUAAGAAAGAUCAAAUUUGCAUGAUCAAAACUACUACUACUACUACUACUAUUACUGCACAUGGGUGUGCCCGCGAGAGUAAUAUAAUAAAAAAUAGCAACAGAAAGCGAAACAAAAAGUGCAAAAAUUCGAAACAUCAAAAUUUAAACCAGCCGCGCGUGCUCUGUUUUUGAAAGGAAGGAUUGCAUUUGUCAUGUAAUUAUGUCUGGCGACUAAUCUACUAUUGCGGUGACUACACUACACACUACGAGUACUACUUCCACUGGAACAUGUACUACCACUACUGGCAGGUCCGCAGCUAUAUAUACACAUUGCACACGAACCACGUGGGUUCGUUGGUAGAGGUAGCGCAGUAACUGAGCAUACACACUGCACGGACACACGGAUUGUUGAGUACAAAUUAAAGGCAAAAAUAAACACAAACACAACGCAACUACGCCACUAAGCUACUAAAAGCAGAGCGCAAAAAGUAAAACAAGGCACCACGCUUAUGUGUUGUGUUUGGGGUAAACACAAACACACCUAUGAAACACAUUGUACGAUUCACCAAUAUGAGAAUCCUCGAUCCUCGGCGAUCAUUAUAAACAGGCAGAGUUAGCAGGGUUCUCCGGGAGUUACGGUUAAAUUGUGGUCUCAAUUUUGAGGUAUCUUUUGCAGUUUCCAAACAUCAUCCAACCCGGUUUUCGCUGCGUCGUCUCACUGCAAAGAGAGAGAGUGAGAGAUGGCCACGCGGAGGGUGGCAUUAAUGAGAAUAAAGUUUAUCGAUUGGGCUACACAAAUCAAUAACAAAGCUAACCCGAAAGCUACAACAGAA